UUUCUCUGCCACUCUCGUCUUCUUUGCCAGCUUCGCUGUCCGAUGAGACCGCGAUGACUCCCGAUGCGGAGAACGCCGUGAUCAGUCCCAUCCUGCCCUUCCUGUUUCUGGGGAACGAGAGAGACGCCCAGGACCUGGACCUGCUGCUGCGCCUCAACAUCGGCUACGUGGUUAACGUGACCACACACCUGCCCCUCUACCACGUCAACUCUGGACUGCGCUACAAAAGGCUGCCAGCCACUGAUAACAGCAAGCAAAACCUUCGACAAUACUUUGAGGAGGUUUUUGAGUUCAUUGAGGAGGCAUAUCAAAGUGGACAGGGAGUGUUGGUGCACUGCCAGGCAGGCGUUUCCCGUUCUGCAACCAUUGUCAUCGCGUACCUUAUGAAGCACACCCUCAUGACAAUGACGGAUGCCUACAAAUACGUGCGGAGCCGUCGUCCAGUAGUGUCCCCGAAUCUAAACUUCAUGGGCCAGCUUUUGGAGUUUGAGAGGGACCUCAACUCCGGAGUGACCCCUCGUAUCCUGAUGCCUAAACUGAGUGGCGUGGAGACGCAGGUGUGAGGAAGGUCAGGGGUCAGGAGCGUGUAGGGUUACUGCAAAUAAAGAAGAGAUUAUAGUGGCAUUCAUGAGCGACACAGAAAGAGUGCAGCACAUUGUAGAAGAGAGACAUGAUGAGAGAUAUUACAAAUGGAAAAUGGUGGUGUGUUUGGCAAUUAGUGCACUUCUAAUACUGUGAAACAUGAGACAAAAGACCGGAUGCUUCAUUUGUUUAAGUAGUAACUCUUAGACAAAAUGAUUAUCAUCCAGCAUACUGUUUAUAAGAUAAUGUGCCAAUAUUUUGUAUAGACGUAACAUCGCUCUCAGAUAUCUCAUUUCUUUUUUUUGAUGCCUCUUCCUUUUUUGUUCCCAGUGUUUACAUUCACACAGAAAUACAAUGACUUUGUUGCCAUUAAUCAUUAAUGCAUGCAGAAUGGGUUUAACAAACAUUGAAAAGGUUUACUGGCCCUACUUCCUCUACAACACCACUCUGAUGUUUCCACCACAUGUAGCAACACACAGGCUAUUACAAUGCACUUUACUGCCCAUGCUUUUGUUUCUUAUCACUAACUGAACUAGGUUACAAGGUUGAGAAGAAUUUCUUUACACAGACCUCAGUCACUGUAUUUGGUUAAUAUUAUCAUGUAUAUGGGUUUUUCCUAUUUGUAAACUGUGCAAUAGAGUAACACGGACCGAGCAGGGACGUGAGUAGCAUUAACUUGGAAAACCUAUCGCAAAAGGGACAAACACCUCAUGGAAAUGUGUAAGAAUGGAUUUAUUUCUGUGAA
Molecule: messenger RNA, 1327 nt
Organism: Perca flavescens (yellow perch)
Lineage: Eukaryota; Metazoa; Chordata; Actinopteri; Perciformes; Percidae
Product: dual specificity protein phosphatase 10
Exons: 2
Coding region: 54-563 (169 amino acids)
Biological process (GO): negative regulation of JUN kinase activity; peptidyl-tyrosine dephosphorylation
Cellular component (GO): cytoplasm; cytosol
Molecular function (GO): protein tyrosine/threonine phosphatase activity; MAP kinase tyrosine phosphatase activity; MAP kinase tyrosine/serine/threonine phosphatase activity
Source: RefSeq, a predicted model, not a curated record